Molecule: messenger RNA, 1347 nt
Organism: Propithecus coquereli (Coquerel's sifaka)
Lineage: Eukaryota; Metazoa; Chordata; Mammalia; Primates; Indriidae
Gene: EEF1A2
Product: eukaryotic translation elongation factor 1 alpha 2
Exons: 7
Coding region: 1-1347 (448 amino acids)
Biological process (GO): translation; translational elongation
Molecular function (GO): translation elongation factor activity; GTPase activity; GTP binding
Source: RefSeq, a predicted model, not a curated record
AUGGGCAAGGAGAAGACCCACAUCAACAUCGUGGUCAUCGGCCACGUGGACUCCGGCAAGUCCACCACGACAGGCCACCUCAUCUACAAAUGCGGGGGCAUCGACAAGAGGACCAUUGAGAAGUUCGAGAAGGAGGCAGCCGAGAUGGGGAAGGGCUCCUUCAAAUACGCCUGGGUGCUGGACAAGCUGAAGGCGGAGCGCGAGCGCGGCAUCACCAUCGACAUCUCUCUCUGGAAGUUCGAGACCACCAAGUACUACAUCACCAUCAUCGACGCCCCUGGCCACCGCGACUUCAUCAAGAACAUGAUCACCGGCACAUCCCAGGCGGACUGUGCGGUGCUGAUCGUGGCGGCAGGCGUGGGCGAGUUCGAGGCGGGCAUCUCCAAGAACGGGCAGACGCGGGAGCACGCGCUGCUGGCCUACACGCUGGGCGUGAAGCAGCUCAUCGUGGGCGUGAACAAGAUGGACUCCACGGAGCCGGCGUAUAGCGAGAAGCGCUACGACGAGAUCGUCAAGGAAGUCAGCGCCUACAUCAAGAAGAUUGGCUACAACCCGGCCACCGUGCCCUUCGUGCCUAUCUCCGGCUGGCACGGUGACAACAUGCUGGAGCCCUCCCCCAACAUGCCGUGGUUCAAAGGCUGGAAAGUGGAGCGCAAGGAAGGGAACGCAAGUGGCGUGUCCCUGCUCGAGGCCCUGGACACCAUCCUGCCCCCCACGCGCCCCACGGACAAGCCCCUGCGCCUGCCACUGCAGGACGUGUACAAGAUCGGCGGCAUCGGCACGGUGCCCGUGGGCCGAGUGGAGACCGGCAUCCUGCGGCCGGGCAUGGUGGUGACCUUUGCACCCGUGAACAUCACCACGGAGGUGAAGUCGGUGGAGAUGCACCACGAGGCGCUGAGCGAAGCCCUGCCCGGCGACAACGUGGGCUUCAACGUGAAGAAUGUGUCGGUCAAGGACAUCCGCCGGGGCAACGUGUGCGGGGACAGCAAGUCCGACCCGCCACAGGAGGCCGCCCAGUUCACCUCCCAGGUCAUCAUCCUGAACCACCCCGGGCAGAUCAGCGCCGGCUACUCGCCGGUCAUUGACUGCCACACGGCGCACAUUGCCUGCAAGUUUGCAGAGCUGAAGGAGAAGAUUGACCGGCGCUCCGGCAAGAAGCUGGAGGACAACCCCAAGUCCCUGAAGUCUGGUGAUGCCGCCAUCGUGGAGAUGGUCCCGGGAAAGCCCAUGUGUGUGGAGAGCUUCUCCCAGUACCCGCCUCUCGCUGCCCUGGGCAGGGCUGCCGGGCUGCGGCUGGCCAUUGCCAUCACAGCUAAACGGGCGCACUCUGAGCCAGCCGGUUUCUAA